GGUGGCGCAUUCGAACGUUGUGUUUAUCAUAUAUAUAUUCAUCUCAGUCGAUUGUAUGUCACUGAAUGUCUACAUAUGCAUACCCGUUCGCACUUGCCUAGAACAAUUGGGGACUCACUCUCCUUUCUUUCAAACUGUUUACUUCAACUUGAGCCUAGAGGUUCUCAAAAUGUAGCUGCUUAA
Cokeromyces recurvatus is the source of this 183-nucleotide messenger RNA. RefSeq lists its product as uncharacterized. The record is from RefSeq and is a predicted model, not a curated record. NCBI's taxonomy places the organism in Eukaryota, Fungi, Mucoromycota, Mucoromycetes, Mucorales, Mucoraceae. The annotation marks the transcript as partial. The transcript has a single exon.